GUGAGCGGUGAAAAACAACGGUCUUCGUCCGCCAUCUUCUUUACAUCUCUCUGUGACAUUCCUCUGAACGUGUGCCUCGUCGACUUGAGUUAUCUACAAAUAUCUUUAUCGUCAUCGUUAUCUGAGAGAGGAGGGGGGUUGUUGGGCUGUGUGUGUGUGUGUUACGUCGUGCGUAUGGAAGCGAACGUACAGAGAGAGAGAGCACAGCAGGUGACAACAGUGAUGUACAAAAAGCAGCAACAUGAUGCAGGGAUUUCAUUCUUUGUGCUCGUUGGUCUCCCCCGCCCUUCCCCAAGUCUCUCCUCCCUCCACAUGAGGUCUGUACGUCAUCUGACAGCAGGUGUCUUCUUCUUUUUGAUCGUCAAAAAAGCUCUUCUACAGGUAGGACCCGCGCACGGCCUUGUGAUCUUACAAAUCAUUGAUGUUUCAAGAGCUUGAGAUUCCAGAGCACAUUUAAUUACUGGUGUGUGUGUGCGCGCGCGCACUCGUGCAUUCAGAUCAAAUUUAACUAGUCUCCACGUCUCCACAUCUACCGAAUAAUAAUAAUACUUCAAACUUAUAUCGCAAUCUUUUGUAUCUCCAUGUGGACUCAAAGCGCUUGACAUAUUCACAUAAUGUGAGCACUCAAAUGUUUAGCGCAAGAAACAAAUAUUUAUUCAUAUACAAACACGCUUACACACAUCUCACACGCAGUAACACAUGCACAUGCAUACUAUGGGCAAUAAAUAUUGUAGGUAACAAAAUGAAAUGUUUGAAAUUUUCAACAAAUGUUAAAACGAGUAUAAGAUAUAAAUCAUCUUUUCCGGAAUGUUUCUGAGCUGUGAGAAUUGUUUAGGUUCAAAAACCAGGCUGGGUUCUACCUGUGAAAGACCAGGAUGACUGUAGACCACUGACUUCUCUAUGGACAAAGUGUUGUCAACUUGCUGUCUCUACAACUUCUCUCGGCGAAAAAGGUCAGCUGAUAAUCUGUCUACAAACUACAGGCAUCCAUACAUCCUUCUAACAAAAGGUUUGUUUAACGAGGAAGAAAAAAUACAGAACUAAAGUCACGACAAGUCACGUGAUGUCACAGAUGUGCCAGCACUACAAGAAUAAAUUGUUUCCGAUACUCUGUUUACUAUUUUUCGUACUUCAAGAAAAUGUCACAUCAAAAACUGCGACCAGUUAUGGCAACAAGUGGGAAGAAAAACAUAUUACCGAAAAAGUAGUGCUGCCCUUUACACUAGAAUCUAGCAGUCUGUUUAAUUUCAAACACACUGACCGUUACGUGUCUGUAGAAACAGGUGAAGAUGACAAGUCUGACAACGUGGUGACACACGUACAUGGUGUGAGCAACACCAGCUCCGCCACCGAGCCACUGGCGAGUGUCAAUACGUUUGACGACCUGACUACAAGUUUACCUUCACCUCAUUGGCACUUACAGCUUCAAGAAUGUGCCAACCACUCGCACAUUUAUCCCGUGAAGGGCAGCGAAGGGAGCAUCCUCAUUUCUUUCACACCGACCGACGACUCACAGACAUACUCGGUCGUCCUCUCCUGCACCAUCGAGCUGCAAGUUCCCCAAGGAAUGUUGGCUCACGUGUGGUUGUCAACAGGAUUCACGGGAGGUAUACAUUCAGUCAUUUUAACUGAUGAGGACAAUGUGGUUAUAUUUAAUGAUUUUGUCAUCAACCUCCCUACUAAACUUUUCACAUACUCCAAUAUUUUGAGGCUUCAGCUGGUGAUGAGUGGCAUGAUAAAAGCUUUUCAGAUAAACGUGAACUUCACGGCAGUCCCACAAGGAACUCGGCCACAACUCACCACUACCUUCCUCUCCUCAACUACAGGCUAUAUAGACACAACGCAACCGAGAGAAAAUAGAGAAUACCGUCCUUUCAUAAACACAUGGACUUACCUGGUGGCACCUGAAGACCACGCUACUGUUAUAAACAUUUACAUUUAUGAUGGGAGGAUAGACUGCUUAUUUCAUGGCUUAACUUUUUUAAUAAUCUUUCAAACGAAUUUGAAUUCCAAACAAUAUGAUAUAUGUGCUCUACACAAACAUUCAUACACUGAACCAGUUCUUUAUCACGGAGGUGUACGUGUACAGUACAAAAGUUUCACCAGAUAUCCUCAGCCCUUCUUCAGAAUACAGUUCUCGUUCCACCACGUGUCGGCACUACCUGUUCAGCUGUCUGAAGGCAGGUGGAACUGCUCGGCCGUGCGAUGGGAGGACAUGCAGCAUCACUUCCCGUGUAACUUUGUGUCUAACUGUGUGGGCGGCGAAGAUGAAGCUGGAUGCUGGUCAGGUGACGGCACGUGCAGUCCGGGGACAUUGCAGGCUGACGGCCGAUGUUUUUCACUUUCAUUUUUAGUUGAAGAAGAAAUGUCUUGGAUCAAUGCACAUGAACAGUGUCAGAAGCGAGGAGGACAGUUGCCAAGUCUGAGUACAAAACAGGUGUGGGAAUCUGUGACAGACCUUUUCGUGAGGACUGACGAAUGUUCUUGUUUCUUCAUUGGCGCCAGGUCAGCCCCUCCGACAAUAUCCGUGAUGUAUAGAAACAGCUGGAUGUGGUCAGACGACACGAUCGCCCAUUUCAUCAAACUGUAUACACUGGCGCUCUCUCGUUUUAAUACUGAUCUUUGCACUUCUUUGUGGAAUCUGAUUAGAACAUUUGACAAGAUUCCACUUUUAAUGAGAGAGUGUCAAGACUCCUAUGCUGCUUCUUGUCUUUUGUGUGAGAUUCCGGGAACUUCAAGUUUAUAUGAACACAAUAAACUGCCAGAGAUAAGAACAAUAUCCACUCCAAAUUUCAGCAAGGUCACGUUAUGUACAUAUUUUUUGUGAAUCUCAUUAGUCUUUUGUUUAAAUGCACAUACACUAUAUGCAAAGAAGAACUGUUUACAAUAUAAGUUUUUAUUCAUCAAGCAAAGAAAACUUCUAAUACCUUCUCCUUUACAAACAGGUGUAUAAAUGGUGGUAAAAAUUUAAACUGUCAACAAUAGUGUGCUUACUACUUCCUGUGCACUUUAUUUCUACUAGUAUAAUUAUUGUCUACAUUUUUUUAACUGUGAAACAUA
This is a messenger RNA of Pomacea canaliculata, 3060 nucleotides long. RefSeq lists its product as uncharacterized. The record is from RefSeq and is a predicted model, not a curated record. The transcript is spliced from 6 exons. Lineage: Eukaryota; Metazoa; Mollusca; Gastropoda; Architaenioglossa; Ampullariidae. The coding region runs from base 1064 to 2827 and encodes 587 amino acids.